ACGGAACAUUUAGCUUGCGUGCUCCCAGGCUACGGCUGGUCUCAGAUGUAUAGUGUGUGUAGGAGUGUGAAUGUCUGUCUCAGUCAGUACUGCAUCUCUUGCUCCGGGACCCUUGUUGCUUCCAGACAGAGGAGUGCUUCUCUCAGACAGACCAGGUUUUGGUCCAUGUGGUGAAAUGGGGACAAUGAAUAACAUACUGCUCUUAAACUUCAGAAUUGUCUGGGGAAUGAUGCCCUUUCUAACCUAACCACAGUGAGGCUGCCUUAGCUAUUACUCUGGGAAGGGGAGGGUUGGACCCUGGUUGGAUUUUAUCGUUUGGCAAGGGUGUACCUUUCCCCUUUGCAACUAUAGGAUACAAUGCUGCCUCAACUGAGAAGGGAUCAGUUUGAUAACCUAGAGAAGCAUACACAGUCAGGCAUCGAGUUUGUGGAGAGGUACAGUAAAUUCGUCAAAGAGAGAUCGGAGAUUGAAAUCAGCUAUGCAAAGCAGAUUAGGAAUCUAUCAAAGAAGUAUCAACCAAAGAAGAACUCAAGAGAAGAGGAGGAGAACAAAUACACGUCAUGCCGGGCCUUCCUGUCAACGCUGAACGAGCUGAACGACUACGCAGGACAGCACGAGGUCAUUGCUGAGAACCUGACCUCUCAGAUCAUCACUGAACUCUCACGGUACCUCACAGAGCUCAAGGCAGAGAGGAAAUCGCACUUCCAUGAUGGACGUAAAGCACAGCAACAGAUUGAGAGCUCGUGGAAACAGCUGGAGUCGAGUAAACGGCGGUUCGAGAGAGACUGUAAAGAGGCGGACCGGGCGCAGCAGUACUUUGAGAGAAUGGACGCCGACAUCAAUGUAACGAAAGCAGACGUGGAGAAGGCGCGGCAGCAGGCUCAGAUGAGACACCAGAUUGCAGCAGACAGUAAGACUGAAUACUCCAACUACCUGACCAAGUUCAACCAGGAGCAGAAUGAACAUUACUACACACUCAUCCCCAAUAUAUUCCAGAAACUCCAGGAGAUGGAGGAGAGGCGGAUCGAGAGGGUGGGUGUGUCCAUGAAGACAUACGCAGAGGUGGACCGUGAGGUGCUGCCUAUCGUAGGGAAAUGUCUAGACGGAAUGACAAAGGCUGCUGAGUCCAUCGAGCCAAAGACUGACUCUAAGCAGGUAGUAGAGUCGUACAAGUCUGGGUUUGAGCCCCCAGGGGACGUAGAGUUUGAGGACUACGGGCCGGGACAGACCAUGAAGAGGACUGUCUCUGAGACCAGCCUGUCUAACUCACGAGGAGAGGCCAAGGAACGUCCCGGCGGGGGCAAGAGCAAGGGCAAACUGUGGCCUUUCAUUAAGAACAAGAACAAGCUUAUGUCCCUGUUAACGUCCCCGCACCAGCCCCCCCCCGCCCCCCCAGCCUCCAGCCCCCCCUCACCCUGUGCUGUUCCCAACGACCCCCAGUCUCCCAAGCAGAACAAGGAGCCCCUCUCCAACCGCUUCAACGAGUUCAUGGCCUCCAAACCCAAAAUGACCUGCCUCCGGAGCCUGAGGCGAGGGCUUUCUCUCAAGUUGAUCACACUCAAUUCCCACGUCCGGAAUCUGAUUGAGGGCUCUGGACCGGAGGACUUCAGCCACCUGCCCCCAGAGCAGAGGAGAAAGAAGCUUCAGGCCAAGAUAGACGACAUAAAUAAGGACAUCCAGAAAGAGAUGGACCAGAAAGAUGCCCUAACUAAGAUGAAGGGUGUGUAUGAGAAGAAUCCCCAGAUGGGAGACCCUGCCAGUGUGGACCCCCGGCUAGUAGAGAUGGCAAUGAACAUCGAGAAACUGCAGUCCGAGGUCCAGAAAUUCGAGGGAUGGCUGGCGGAGAUGGAGGGGAGGUUACCGUCGAGGAGUGACCCUCCCAGGAGACAGAGUGGUCUGUACGAGUCACAGAACAGCAACAGCACCAUGGUCGACAACAACUGUGCACAGGACAGAGAGAGCAGCCCGGAUGGCAGUUACACAGAGGAGCAGAGUUCAGAGACUCAGGUCAAGGUGGCCAUAGCAAACACUCCAGAGUUUGAUGAUGAGUUUGACGAUGGGGAUGAGGAGACACUGCCCACCAUCGGCACCUGUAAAGCCGUCUACUCAUUUGAAGGUAAUACACCUUUAACAGGUCAUAAUGAGGGGACUAUCUCAGUGACAGAAGGAGAGCUGCUGUUUGUAAUAGAGCAGGAUAAAGGUGAUGGCUGGACGAGGGUCCGCAGGAACGAAGAGGAAGAAGGCUACGUACCCACGUCCUACGUCGAGGUCUUUUUGGAAACAAACACCAAAGGUGCUAUGACAUACAUUUAACUGAAGGGUUUUUCUUUUGGGAUGGGACGAGAGAAGGAUUUGGUGAGAGAAGAUGGGAGGAGUGAGGGGGAUGGUUGGUUAGACCAGAGUAGACUCCUCCCACUCUCUCCCUCUCUGAAAAAUGGACCAAUCAGAAUUUCCAUCUGGCUCUGUCAGGGUUUCCACCCGGGUCAGUUUUGCAUUUUAACCUAGAAAGGUCAAGGUUAGGGUUGGGGAAGCUAAUCCUAGAUCUGUAUCUAGGGGAGUGUUGUUUUCCCACUGGUUCUGAGAGAAUCCUCUCCUCGUUUGCUUUAGUGCCACUGAGUGGCCAGCCGGGAGCACUGUCAUUACCUCUCCAGUCAACUCAAUGGAAAUCAGGACAGUUUUAAUGAUGAUUUCAACAAGUGCUGCUGUCUUUUUGUUCUUGAUAUGCAUAGUGUCAUAUUUCCCAACUUUUUGAAUCUGCUGCCAUUUCUUUCUCCCCAGACAUGUAAUCAACUGACCUCAAAAGUAUAUUUGAUCAUAGCCAAUGGCCUCAAAGAUAGACUAGUUGAGGUCAGGAUGAAAUCUAAAUGGCAAAUGUAAGUUUGUAUGUGUAUCUGUGUUUGACUGACAUAAGAUGUGAUGGUCUGUAUCAUCUUCCCACACAGAGGUGAUAUUUGAAGAGAACUAAUAUAGGCUCUUAAAUAAACUUUUUGGGGGGGUUAAAACCACAGGAUAGUUUUUAAAGAGCAUGUGGGGAAAAAAUCUACACCAGUUGCUUGCUGUCCCCAAUAGUAAAGCAUGCUAGAUAGUACAAUGUAGAAAUAUGCUAAUGAGAAGUUAUUGAUUCUGCUAUACAUAAUGACUUCAUGCUGUACCUAAUUCAUGACAAAUAUAUUGUUUUGAAUAACAACCCCUCUCCCUUAGAUUGUCUCACUCCUUUACAGUCAAGAUGCACCAAACACAUACUCACAUACUUAGGUCCAAGAAAGAGGCUACUUUAUACAGUGGGGCAAAAAAGUAUUUAGUCAGCCACCAAUUGUGCAAGUUCUCCGACUUAAAAAGAUGAGAGAGGCCUGUAAUUUUCAUCAUAGGUACACUUCAACUAUGACAGACAAAAUGAGGGAAAAAAUCCAGAAAAUCACAUUGUAGGAUUUUUUAUGAAUUUAUUUGCUAAUUAUGGUGGAAAAUAAGUAUAUGGUCAAUAACAAAAGUUUCUCAAUACUUUGUUAUAUACCCUUCGUUGGCAAUGACAGAGGUCAAAUGUUUUCUGUAAGUCUUCACAAGGUUUUCACACACUGUUGCUGGUAUUUUGGCCCAUUCCUCCAUGCAGAUCUCCUCUAGAACAGUGAUGUUUUGGGGCUGUUGCUGGGCAACACGGACUUUCAACUCCCUCCAAAGAUAUUCUAUGGGGUUGAGAUCUGGAGACUGGCUAGGCCACUCCAGGACCUUGAAAUGCUUCUUACGAAGCCACUCCUUCGUUGCCCGGGCGGUGUGUUUGGGAUCAUUGUCAUGCUGAAAGACCCAGCCACGUUUCAUCUUCAAUGCCCUUGCUGAUGGAAGGUUUUCACUCAAAAUCUCACAAUACAUGGCCCCAUUCAUUCUUUCCUUUACACGGAUCAGUCGUCCUGGUCCCUUUGCAGAAAAACAGCCCCAAAGCAUGAUGUUUCCACCCCCAUGCUUCACAGUAGGUAUGGUGUUCUUUGGAUGCAACUCAGCAAUCUUUGUCCUCCAAACACAACAAGUUGAGUUUUUACCAAAAAGUUCUAAUUUGGUUUCAUCUGACCAUAUGACAUUCUCCCAAUCUUCUUCUGGAUCAUCCAAAUGCUCUCUAGCAAACUUCAGACGGGCCUGGACAUGUACUGGCUUAAGCAGGGGGACACGUCUGGCACUGCAGGAUUUGAGUCCCUGGUUGCGUAGUGUGUUACUGAUGGUAGGCUUUGUUACUUUGGUCCCAGCUCUCUGCAGGUCAUUCACUAGGUCCCCCCGUGUGGUUCUGGGAUUUUUUUGUGAUCAUUUUGACCCCACGGGGUGAGGUCUUGCGUGGAGCCCCAGAUUGAGGGAGAUUAUCAGUGGUCUUGUAUGUCUUCCAUUUCCUAAUAAUUGCUCCCACAGUUGAUUUCUUCAAACCAAGCUGCUUACCUAUUGCAGAUUUAGUCUUCCCAGCCUGGUGCAGGUCUACAAUUUUGUUUCUGGUGUCCUUUGACAGCUCUUUGGUCUUGGCCAUAGUGGAGUUUGGAGUGUCACUGUUUGAGGUUGUGGACAGGUGUCUUUUAUACUGAUAACAAGUUCAAACAGGUGCCAUUAAUACAGGUAACGAGUAGAGGACAGAGGAGCCUCUUAAAAAAGAAGUUACAGGUCUGAGAGCCAGAAAUCUUGCUUGUUUGUAGGUGACCAAAUACUUAUUUUCCACCAUAAUUUGCAAAUAAAUUCAUUAAAAAUCCAACAAUGUGAUUUUCUGGAUUUUAUUUUCUCAUUUUGUCUGUCAUAGUUGAAGUGUAGCUAUGAUGAAAAUUACAGGCCUCUCAUUUUUUAAGUGGGAGAACUUGCACAAUUGGUGGCUGACUAAAUACUUUUUUUGCCCCACUGUAUAUAUAUAUUUUAGUUUUGGACUAUUCUGGGUCUUUCUUUUCAUACAGGAAUACAGGAUUGAGAAUGAGCAGUACCACCAUUUUCCCUCUCUCGGUGAGAACAUUGUGAGAACGGACUGUUGUGGGGCUGAUUGGAAAGUUGGUGCUUGGUUGGUUGCUAGCUCAUGCAUGGGUUUUGAGUAGCACCCUUGUGCAGAUGAGUCGAUUUGAGAAGCAUCUGUGCUAAAGUAUGGUGUUGACAAACUGUUUUAUGCCUCUAAAAUAUCCAGGCAUUUAUCUUUUGAAAAUUACUGAAUUGUGCAAUCAUAGGCCCAAAAGGUCUCUUGGAAGAGAUUCCAACUUUGUCAAACCUCAAAAAGCUCAACAAAUAUGCCUUCACAACUCUUUGUCCUCAGGCAGUAAAGUAAUCCCAUUUCUGUCAGUGCUAACACAACCAUUCUUCCCCCAAACCAGGGUCCAAAUGAAAUGUGAGGCAUCUUAAAUUUAUAGUCAUUUUAUGUUUUACAUAACAUGUUUUGGUGCAUGUUUGAGAUUGUUAGAAGCUUAAGUCUCUCUUGGUUUUUGGAAAUGAUAGAUUCACACACAAAGCUGACAUUUAGAAACAGUAGCAGAAUCAAAAGAUUCAAUUUUUAAAGGUACAGCAACUGAUAUUAAAGCCAGAGAGAAGGAGCUUCUUGGGUUCUCUGGAUUAGAUAGUUAUCUGACUACAGAACAGUAUUAUUUCCUUCAGAAGACGAAUGCAAAGAAUAGUGAACUACAUUUUCUUUCCGAGAUUCUCGUGUUAUUUAUACUUUUUUUUUCAAAUUGCAGAUUCCUAAAAGUGUGAGAGCUGGCUCAGGAAUGGCAGGGCAAGCAGCCUCAGCGACAGAGCGACCACGUUCCUUUACGGUCAGAAAGUCAGAGAGCGACAUGACUGAGGCAAAGACAGGAGACCUAUGAUGCAUCUCAAUUUCCAACCUGAUACAUUUGUAGAGUUCUCUCCUUCUGCAACGGUCUCUGACCAGAAGCAACAAUAAGAGAAAAACAUACCAAAUUGAGCGCUCGUAAAUAUUUAAUUUUUUAAUAGGCUAUUAUCCAUUUAUCAUUUUGCUUCUUUUGUCUCUGCAAAGCUUUGCUUCUCAAUGUACUAACUCGGCUUCCGCUAUGCGGCGUUACCGUGGACGCUGUUGGCUCUCUGACCUCGAAUGCCCCCCCAAGUACCAACCCACUUCCCUGCCGCUCCUCCCUAACCCCCCUCCUAAAACACGGCAGGGUGUGGUCAGACAGGGCCGUUACCAGCUCUGAAGCAACCCAAUCUGCCCCCGACUACACCAUCCCACCAGACAGCAAGCCAAACCAAGUCCCUCUCCAGUCCACACUCCCAUCCAAAUCAAUCAGGUCGAUGCAGUUGCAGAAUCUCUCACUCAUUGACUCAGAGCCAUCAUCGCAGAAGGAACAGUCCAGAUCCAGCAUCACAUGGAGUUUCCAUGGAAACAACACAUUUAUUCCACUCUCUGACUACAUAUUUUGCAGGUUUCAAACGGAUUGAAAAACAGAACAUGGGCUGAUUCGUCAUCUGUAUGACUGAAGUUCAUUUAUAGUGUGUGUACGCGUGUGGGUGCCUGUCAGUAUCAUGUACAUCCCCCAUACACACUCCAUCCAUGACUGAGAAAGGGACAGGACUGGGAGUUCCAGGAACGAGAGGGGUUGGAGACAAGUUCACAUUACUUCACUCACCUGCACUCUCUCCUUACCAUACCAUCAUGUGUUGUUACUGGCAUCCCGUCUGCUCCUCUCUGGCCACACCCCUCCCCUGCAAGUGUCAGCCGCUGGUCAUUGACUGCGUUGAGCGCCAUGUCACCGCUUAGGGUGGGGCAUCUCUCAGGCGGUGCGUGCGGUGUGCAUGCUUGCCCUGUCUCCUCCUUGGCUCGCCUUCUCCCGCUUGGCUCAGGGGGCUGGCUUAUGCUCGUCGCCUGGCCUUUUUUGUUUCAGUUAACCCACACGGCCUGUUACACUUCUUAACCAGUUUAUCCAUUUGUCACCUUUUGGGUUCUGUGCCUGUGGAUCAUCUACUAGCUGUUCCUUAUUUAGUUUUUUGUUGUUGCUGUUUGACUGUUCGUCGUCUCUGAAAGCAUGUUCACCUACCUGUGUUUUUAACAGUGAGUGUGUGCUCUCCCUCACAGUAACUCCUCCAGCUCAAAUCUCAUUACCUGAAGAGAAGAAAAUGUGGGAUUCCAAAACGUCUGCUUCUGAAUGAUAUCAUGCACAGUAAAACAUUGAAUUUGUCCAUUUGUUAUACUGUAUGUGUGUAAUGUUGUUGGCUGACAUUGUAUGUGUUUGAGAAUUGUGUUGAAGGCAAGCGGUCGUUAGUGUCCACUAGCCUCAUCCUGUGGAUACAUGCUGCGGUGUUUCACGUCUCCACUGUAUAUCCAACAGACAGUGUCCCCUGGAAAAGAACUUGAAGAUUAUUUAAAAUUCUCAUGUAGUUUGCUUGGGCCACUUACUACUGCAUGUGGAAGUAUUGUAUACUGUGAUCCACACACCUUUUCCACAAUGUUGUGACUGAAUAUGAGACAAGACAAACUUCCUAUUGGGCCUUAACUGGGUUGAUCCUAGCUACCACUUAAUCUAAAAACAAGUUCAAGUUGUGUCACAUGCACAAGUACAGUGAAAUGCUUAACUUGCAUGCUCUACCCAACAGUGCAGUAAUCAGGGGGAGUAAGAUGCCAUUCUAUUAUCUAUGGUAUGUUGACUAGGUCGAGACAUCUCGUUUUUUUAUAAAGGUGGUGAAGGUAGAUUACUCUCAAUGUCUACAGAGAUGAUGAUGUCCACUGUUUCCCUUUCUUGAAACGCAUAUAAACAUUUUAAUUUUGUAAUUAUUUUUUAACAGUGUUUGGUCGAAGAGAUUGCUUUUUAAUUUGUAGCUAGUUUCUAGCUGGAAAACUGUUGCACCUGAAUUACAAACCACUUGAUGAUGAAACCAGUUGUUUGAUCUGCCUGAAGUCACUGUAGAUAAAGUAAUGAAAAAUAUUGUUUAAUGAAGCAAUUAGUGAUACUAUUAGCCUCAGGUAUAUCCCAAAUGGCUCCCUAUAUAGUGCACUACUUUUGAUCAGGCUCUGGUCAAAAUAAUUGCACUAUGUAGGGAAUAGGGUGCCAUUUGGGACUCAGCCUUAAGAGUGUUUUGGGAAAAAACUAUUCCAGUAUUAUUACUCAAGCAACAUUUCAAGGAGCAGUAACUGAAAUUGUAUCAAUGCAAACCAUGUAUAUUAUCAGCAGCACCACAAUUGAAGAGUGAUCCAUCACCAUGUGGGGUCCUAGUCACUUGACAUAAUUUAAAAAGACAAGCAGCGCAAAUCUGCAUAUUCUUUGGCCGAGAACCAGGUCAGGUCAAAGUUUCACUUUGCUAUUCCCACCCGUCCAGCUCUUAUUUUGACUAGUGUAGAUGUUGACUUGGCAGUUGUUUUGUUUGUUUGUGAGGAGUGAAAAGGCAAAACUGAUUUUCAUGCAGACCAUCAGAAGGUGCAUCUCUGUGCUGUGCUGACUGACAGACAUACCCACUCAGAGAGCCAGUAUAGAGAAAAAUCAGCCUAACUCUCGACUGAGACCAACCCAGACCUCCAGCCAGGCCCCAGUGCACCUGUACAAAAGAAAAUGGCUUGUUGAAAUUAGAGAGAAUAUAUAUAAAUAAAUAUGGAUUAAACUAAGACAAAAAAGGAAAUAAAUAUAUUUUUAAGGUUAACUAUUAAAGGCCUUACUUUGUUUUCUCUGCUUUGCUAAGACUGUUUUUUUGUUCUUUUCUUGUGUAAAGUCUGCCAAAUGAUGUGUUUAGCACUUUUGUUUGUGUUCAAGUUGGUAUAUGCUUAUGUUUUAGAGCACUGAAUACUUUGUAUUGUGUUAACUGUGCCAAUUAAAUACAUGUAGAAAAUAA
This is a messenger RNA of Salvelinus fontinalis (brook trout), 8772 nucleotides long. RefSeq names its product formin-binding protein 1-like. NCBI's taxonomy places the organism in Eukaryota, Metazoa, Chordata, Actinopteri, Salmoniformes, Salmonidae. The record is from RefSeq and is a predicted model, not a curated record. Bases 358 to 2313 code for a protein of 651 amino acids. Gene Ontology annotation, molecular function: protein binding. The transcript has 17 exons. Gene Ontology annotation, biological process: signal transduction; endocytosis.